GCCAAAGACUGCAAGAUGAUUUUGGAAAUGCUGAACCCCAUGCAUUAUAAUGUCACCAACAUGGUCCCGGAAGCUAUGUCUGUCAGUGCCAUGCCGCUCCUGCUGUUCAUGGGUCUCCUUCUUUUGAUUUGGAAUUAUGAGAGCACGUCUUCAAUUCCAGGUCCUGGCUACUGUCUGGGAAUUGGGCCCCUCAUUUCCCAUGGCAGAUUCCUGUGGAUGGGGAUUGGAAGUGCCUGCAACUACUACAAUAAGACGUAUGGAGAAUUCGUGAGAGUCUGGAUCAGUGGAGAGGAAACGCUCAUUAUCAGCAAAUCUUCAGGUAUGUUCCAUGUAAUGAAGCACAAUAACUACAUCUCCCGAUUCGGCAGCAAACGUGGGCUACAGUUCAUUGGUAUGCACGAGAAUGGUAUCAUAUUCAACAAUAAUCCAGAACUCUGGAAAACGAUUCGCCCUUUCUUUAUGAAAGCUCUGACAGGACCUGGCCUUGUUCGCAUGGUGGAAAUUUGUACUGAAUCUGUCAUACAGCACCUGGAUCAGCUGGAUGAGGUCACCAAUAAUUCAGGCUGUGUGGAUGUGUUGACCCUCAUGAGGCACAUCAUGCUGGACACCUCUAACAUGCUCUUCCUGGGGAUCCCCUUGGACGAAAGUUCCAUCGUGAGUAAAAUCCAGGGUUAUUUUAAUGCAUGGCAAGCUCUCCUCAUCAAACCAAACAUCUUCUUUAAGAUUUCCUGGCUCUACAAAAAGUAUGAAAAGUCUGUCAAGGACUUGAAAGAUGCGAUAGCUGUUUUGGUAGAAGAAAAAAGACACCAAGUUUCCACAGCAGAAAAACUGGAAGACUGUAUGGAUUUUGCAACAGAUUUGAUUUUUGCUGAGAGGCGUGGAGACCUGACAAAAGAGAAUGUGAACCAGUGCAUAUUGGAAAUGCUGAUUGCGGCACCCGACACCAUGUCUGUCACUGUGUACUUCAUGCUGCUCCUCGUUGCAGAGCACCCUGAGGUUGAAGAGGCAAUACUGCAGGAGAUCCAGACUGUAAUUGGUGAAAGAGACAUAAAGAUUGAUGACAUCCAAAAUUUAAAGGUGGUGGAAAGCUUCAUUAAUGAGAGUAUGCGGUACCAGCCUGUAGUGGACUUAGUCAUGCGCAAAGCUUUGGAAGAUGAUGUGAUUGAUGGCUACCCAGUGAAAAAGGGAACAAACAUCAUUCUCAAUAUCGGAAGAAUGCAUAGACUCGAGUAUUUCCCCAAGCCCAAUGAAUUUACCCUUGAAAACUUUGAGAACAAUGUUCCCUACAGAUAUUUUCAGCCAUUUGGCUUUGGGCCCCGCAGCUGUGCUGGAAAGUACAUUGCCAUGGUGAUGAUGAAAGCUGUCCUGGUCACACUUUUGAAACGAUUCCAUGUGAAGACAUUGCAAAGAAGAUGUGUUGAAAACAUGCCGAAAAUAAAUGACUUGUCUUUGCACCCGAAUGACAACGACCUUGUGGAAAUAAUUUUCACCCCAAGAAAUUCAGACAAGUGCUUCAAACAGUAGAGAAGGUGGUCUGUAGCUGCUCUGGGGCAUUUAAUCAGUAGUUUAAAUGGAAGCCAUCUAUCCUGGCUGGGUAGUGUCAGCUUUACGGAGACCAUUUGAUAGUCUGAAGCUUUAUAUAACUAUACCUCCUAUAGUUUGUCAGCAAAUUGGUAUUUUCCCAAACCUGAGAUCCAGGGUGCAAGGGAAAGGAGUUUGUAGGGGAUCAGUGAAGAAACCGAAGCCCUAAAGGAUCGAUCCUACAAAACAUACUUUGGGAAGGACAGGCCAUCAGCAAAACCUGCCUGGUCUCCUGCUGGAUUUCCACUGCCCUGGCCCCAGGGCAUUUAAAUGCCCAAGGGCAGAGGCAGCUCAAGUUAUUAGGAAGGUCAGACUAAUUUCUCAGUAUGUGGGUCCAGGAAUACCUACUAGUGUUGAUAAAGGAAAUUUCAUUUUGUGUGUGUAUGGGGGGUGGGAGGCAGCAAUCAUAGUCUUUGAAUAGUACAAAUUCAGUAUUGAACUUUUCCUGCAAUUAUGCCCAGUUACUUGGACUGAUGGACCCAAAUAUGAACUGUUUGAGGCAAAAGUUAGACCUGAGUGUAUCCUUCCACACUCUCAACUCAGGCUUCAGACAUGUGCUUUGAUUAGUCAGUCAUUUCAGGCAAUAGAAACCUAAUUAGUAUUAAGUAUUGAGUAAAAUAUAGCUAAGAUUCUACAUGUGGUGUGUGGGGAAAUAUAAUCACAGGAUACACUUUAAAUUCAAAUAAAAUCCUUUUAAAAAUGUU
Molecule: messenger RNA, 2285 nt
Organism: Nannospalax galili (Upper Galilee mountains blind mole rat)
Lineage: Eukaryota; Metazoa; Chordata; Mammalia; Rodentia; Spalacidae
Product: aromatase
Exons: 9
Coding region: 16-1524 (502 amino acids)
Molecular function (GO): oxidoreductase activity, acting on paired donors, with incorporation or reduction of molecular oxygen; heme binding; monooxygenase activity
Source: RefSeq, a predicted model, not a curated record